Somion occarium is the source of this 1998-nucleotide messenger RNA. NCBI's taxonomy places the organism in Eukaryota, Fungi, Basidiomycota, Agaricomycetes, Polyporales, Cerrenaceae. The record is from the annotation of a GenBank genome assembly.
AUUAACAAGUUCACGCGAUCAUGGACUCCGAUGCCAACUUGAGGUUGAACUUCGUCAAAAUCUUGGUCGUAUCUGCACUUUUCCCUCUUGUGUUCUGCAUUUCUGAGCUAUCUUGACUUCUUUGUACUGCCUCGCUUUGCGCUCUAAGCUACAGUGAAUUUUCUUCGCGAAGCCAUGUUCUCCUCAUCUCCUACUCGGACGUCAUCACGGUUUGGGGCUGGUGACUUGAAUCCUCUGAGUCAAGUGCCCGCCGAAUCGCCUCCAUAUCGGGUUCCUCUGCACCCUUCCAUGGCGUUUGACGUUAGCCGACACACUGUGUCUGACUACAAUUUCUAUCUGGUCCCUACUAGCUCCCCUGCGAGCGGCGCAAAAGUUCCACCUCUGGCACCUGUGCUCUCUGCAGAUUUAUCUCCAACAAGCGAUUUCCAACACGGUCAAUUAAUGGGUCCCCGUUCAAGAAUUAUCUCCAAGACGACAGCCGGUCAAACAUCAAGGACCCAACCUCCUCGCGUCGAUCUCGACCCAAAUAAACAACGUGAAUUGGAUAUCAACUCAGCCAGAGAACCAAGUUUCAAAGGCCACCCUGAUGUUCAAAUUUACGACACCUACCUUCACGAGAGCGAUGCAAUGGAGGAUCUUGCCCCUUCUGAUUAUCACUCUGAUACUAGCUUUAACCCCAUAGAUCAUUCGAGUGAUGGCGAUAGCUACUCUGAAUCUGAUGGCGAAAGCUCUGCAGGUUCUUCUUCACUCCAUGAAGGCGUUGACUCCGCCGACGAAUCUCCAGGGAAUUUUUCGCACAUUGGAAGAUCCCGUCUGGGACUGCGACUUCCUGUAACAUCAAUGUCCGGGGACGAUAUUCACGUCUUCCCAGACAAUAAUGCCCAAUUCGCCGCUCAAAGGAUGUCAAAAGACGUCAUUCCCCGAGAUACUGGACGCGUCAAACGGGAACAGAGUGUUAGGUUAUUGGCUAGCGUUCCCGCUGCGGCAGAACAAACUUCUCCUGUUCGUGUUGGUCACGGUAUCAAGGCAACGACGAGCGCGUCCCUAGAUUUUUCCAAGGGCCCCAACCCAAGUUCAAACUUUCUUACUGGGGAAAGCGAUGAUCCUGCCGCUGUCAAAGUCGACCCGCAUAUCUGGAGUACCUGGAAUAUCAACAGUUGGAAGAGCAUUCCUACCGCGCAGGGGUAUUCACUCUCGAUGCCUCGUCCUUAUCCUCCUUUACAAUUUACGAACGCCCAACUUCGGCACGUAGUGGAAAAACACCCAUUACCUGACGAUAAAUCGUCAAUUUGUCGUACCUCUACAUCUGUCGAUACUUUCUCCACAUGGGACGCAUUUCGCGCCGAAUAUCUGGAGCUGUGCAAAGCGUUGAACUUUCCCCAGGCUCGUACUGCGCAAGAUUCGAGUGGUUGAUCGACACAUCCAACUGCGGAUUGCACUGCAAACAAAAAGCCGCCUCUGCAUCUAUGUACAGUAAACGUGCAAACUCGUGAGUACUCAGUGCUAUGCUUGAAUGGUCUAGAUGAUUUUAUGAAAGCAAAGUUCCAGAUUCCUAUCUCUCUAAAUAUACUGUACACCGAUUCCCGACUCGGGACUCUCUAUUACAGUCAGCCGGAGAUCAAACAUCCAACUUCAAAUCCUAUUCCUAGCAAUACCCCACAUCUGGCUCCCAAAUUGGAUAUUCGACUGUUCUUUUGUCCUGUACCUUGUCUGUUCCUCUGCCUUUCUUGCCGUCGAUAUGGUUACUGGAAUUCUCGUUUUGUAUGGAUACGAGCGUCUUGCACGAUUACAUGGUCAACUUUGCUAAUCAAGUCAUUCAUUCGGGCCGAACACAACGUUGUCUGACAAGAAUCGCGAUGUCUGGCAGCUUAAUACCCUCAAGCCCCAGGCCCUGUCUCCGGCCAAGACAGGGAACCCCCUGCAAUGUGUUUCGUUCGUUCGUUCCAAGUAUCGCUUCGGCACCUGUUGUCCAAUAGAAAGAAAUCACCUGAUCCACCC